GGCGUGGCACCAAGAUGGCGGGCUAGCGCGCGCGGCCCUUCCGUCGGCGCCUGCGCGUUCGGGGGGGAGGGCGCCCGUGCGUCGCACCAUCUCUCUCAGCGGAGCCGGCGGCCGGAAGGGGGAGGCCGUGCGGCGCUGCGUGCGGCUGCUGCUGCUGGAUCCCAAGAGCGGCGAUCGGGAGCGCCGCAGGGAGGCGGCGGAGCUGCUGCCGGUGCCGCAGGGAGGCGGCGGGCCCGCGGAGCGCGCCUCGUCCUCCGCCGCCGCCGCCGCCUCGCACUGCCCGCCGCCGCUGCUGGCCAGGAUGCCGAACAUCAAGAUCUUCAGCGGCAGCUCGCACCAGGACCUCUCUCAGAAGAUCGCCGACCGGCUGGGCCUCGAGCUGGGCAAGGUCGUCACCAAGAAGUUCUCCAACCAGGAGACCUGAGCCGCGCCCCCAUCUCCGCCAAGCUGGUGGCCAACAUGCUCUCCGUUGCUGGCGCCGACCACAUCAUCACCAUGGACCUGCACGCCUCCCAGAUCCAGGGCUUCUUCGACAUCCCUGUGGACAACCUGUACGCUGAGCCGGCCGUCUUAAAGUGGAUCAAGGAGAACAUCGUUGAGUGGAAGAACUGCACAAUUGUGUCUCCUGAUGCCGGGGGAGCCAAGAGAGUGACCUCCAUUGCUGAUCGGCUGAAUGUGGACUUUGCCCUUAUUCAUAAAGAGAGGAAGAAGGCCAGUGAAGUAGACCGCAUGGUGCUGGUGGGGGAUGUGAAGGACCGGGUGGCCAUCCUGGUGGAUGACAUGGCAGACACCUGUGGCACCAUCUGCCAUGCAGCAGACAAGCUGCUUUCAGCUGGGGCUACCAAAGUUUUUGCCAUCCUGACUCACGGGAUCUUUUCCGGGCCAGCCAUUUCCCGAAUCAACCACGCCUGUUUUGAGGCAGUUGUAGUCACAAACACCAUCCCCCAGGAGGAGAAGAUGAAACACUGCCCUAAAAUCCAGGUGAUCGACAUCUCCAUGAUCCUGGCCGAAGCCAUCAGGCGGACUCACAAUGGGGAAUCUGUCUCUUACCUCUUCAGCCACGUCCCUUUAUAAUUGUAGAUGCCGCUGCUGCUUUGGGUGGCUUUUUGAAAAACCAAAAUUUGUUUUUAAGUUCA
This is a messenger RNA of Thamnophis elegans (Western terrestrial garter snake), 1136 nucleotides long. It is a transcript of the gene PRPS1, whose product is annotated as phosphoribosyl pyrophosphate synthetase 1. The record is from RefSeq and is a predicted model, not a curated record. Lineage: Eukaryota; Metazoa; Chordata; Lepidosauria; Squamata; Natricidae. Gene Ontology annotation, biological process: ribonucleoside monophosphate biosynthetic process; purine nucleotide biosynthetic process; 5-phosphoribose 1-diphosphate biosynthetic process. Bases 460 to 1074 code for a protein of 204 amino acids. The transcript is spliced from 6 exons. Gene Ontology annotation, molecular function: ATP binding; magnesium ion binding; ribose phosphate diphosphokinase activity. Gene Ontology annotation, cellular component: ribose phosphate diphosphokinase complex; cytoplasm.